This is a messenger RNA of Glycine soja, 4733 nucleotides long. RefSeq names its product disease resistance protein RPM1-like. Gene Ontology annotation, biological process: defense response to other organism. Gene Ontology annotation, molecular function: ADP binding. The transcript is spliced from 2 exons. Lineage: Eukaryota; Viridiplantae; Streptophyta; Magnoliopsida; Fabales; Fabaceae. Bases 286 to 4377 code for a protein of 1363 amino acids. The record is from RefSeq and is a predicted model, not a curated record.
AAACCCAAUAAAAAUUUUAGCAGUUGGACGUCAACAAAGUUUCUUGGAGCAUGAAGAUGGAAGAAAUUAUUUUGUACGUCUUUGGUUUAGCAUUAUGAUUCAAGUGAACAGAUUAACCCAUGCUAGUAUACAUGUCUGCAUUCACUAAAAAACCGAACCAACCAACUAGCUGUUGUUAAUGGCAGUUUUGGAGCUAGGUAGCUAGUAUUUGAAAGCAAAAUUAAGGAGACCGUGCAACAAGUAGCGUCCUCAUUCACACAACACCUUUAACGCGGUGUUGGAGUUAUGCAUUUCUUUGACAUAUACCGCCACGGCAAUGAGGCGGAGCAGAGCACUGGCAGGCUGAGAGAAAGACUACUGAUGAACUGUGAGCAAACAAUUAUAGACGUGUCCGUUGAAACUCCAGGUGCAGUGGAACAGAGCAAUGACAGGCUAAGAAAAAGACUACUACUGAACUCUGAGCAAACAAAUAUAGACGUGUCCAUUGAAACUCCAGGUGCAGUGGAACAGAGCACCGACAGGCCGAGAGAAAGACUACUACUGAUCUCUGAGCAAACAAACAUAGACGUUUCCGUUGAAACUCCAGGUGCAGUAGCCACAGCGCUGGAGAAGCUUGAUCACAUUCUGACUCAAAAUUUAAUUACCCUGGAAGAUGUAAUCAAGAGGGUAGGAUAUGUGAGAGACGACCUCCUUGGCGACACGCAAAAUAUUAUCUUGUCUUCUAAUUUAAGUUCAACAGCAGGGGAGUUGAGUCAGAGAGAAAAGUUGUGGCUGGAAGAGGUAAAGGAUGUUUGUGAUUACACGGUUGGUGUUGCUGAAAAAUUCAUUGCAAGAACAGAAAGACGGUUAAGCAUGGGGAGGCUUUGGAAGGUCUUUUAUCUUUAUGGGCAAUAUGCUUCCGAGCAAGAAUUUUCCAAGCAGAUGGAGUAUAUCAGCACUCAGUUUGGAGAUGCACUUUACAGAAGGUGGAUUUUCGGAGAUAGAGGGGACAAAAUAGGAUCAAGAUCAAGACCUGUUGCAUUUCCAAGCUUUAGCCCACCCGCUAACCUUUUUACAGUUAUUGCCAGGACUGUGUCUUUGUGGAGGUCUUUGGACGAGAAUUUGAAGACAAGCCAAAGAUAUUUAGCUCUAAUGAGUGCGCUUUUCAGUGAUAUUGGAAGCGCGGACGAAGGCCUGAACCAGAGACAGAAAGUGUGGGUGAAUCAAUUAAAACUCGUGGCUCGGAAGGGAGAGUCUCUUGUUGCUGCGUAUCCAAAGGAUGGGUUUCCCUUUUCCGUCAGCAGAUACAGAUAUGCCAAGAACAUCAACCGCUUGUUGAAUGAAAUUAUUCAUAUCUCAGACAGGAAGAACAUCUAUGACAUUGCAAAUAUACAAGGCGGGAAACAGAAUGAAAGCAUUGCUGAAGACAAUCACAAUUCUCCCGAUUCCAUUUGCUACCGGGAUACCACAGAGCUCGAUACUGGCGAAAAGCAAUUGAUGGAUGCACUGUUACUUGAUGUAAAACAGAGUGGAUAUGAAGACAAUCACAAUUCUCCCGAUUCCAUUUGCUACCGGGAUACCACAGAGCUCGAUACUGGCGAAAAGCAAUUGAUGGAUGCACUGUUACUUGAUGUAAAACAGAGUGGAUAUGAAGACAAUCACAAUUCUCCCGAUUCCAUUUGCUACCGGGAUACCACAGAGCUCGAUUGGGAACUGGAUUUAAUCACUGGCGAAAAGCAAUUGAUGGAUGCACUGUUACUUGAUGUAAAACGGAUUGGAUAUGAAGACCUAGAUGGAAGAUACAAAAUCUGGGUGAACCAAAUCAAAGGUAUUGCCCGUGAAACGAAAGCUGUCAUUGAUGAGAGCGGUGGCCGUGAAUUGGAUCGUAAGCCAAUGCUAAACAGGAUUAGACAGAAAAUUAAAGAUGCCUCCAGAAGUAGAAAAGCACAUUAUGGUUUGGUUCAAUGUGAAUCCGGAGCUGAGUCAUUACGUCCAAGGACACAACCAUUUUUCAACGAAAACGUGAAGGUUUUGAUGGCCCAGUUACUUUCGGAUGAGAAAUUUCGCUGCAUUACUUCAAUAGUUGGAAUUAAAGGCACGGGUAAGACAAAACUAGCCAAAAUGAUACUUAGAAACGAAGCUGUCAUUAAUCAUUUUGAUUAUAGAAUCUUUGUGCCUCCAAGUUAUGCAACAGUUGAACAGAUUAAAGAAUACAUAGCCAAGAAGGCUGCAGAAAUUAUUAAGGGAGACAAACAAAACGCACUCGCAACCUUGGCGAGUAAAAAACAUCUCAUAGUUAUUGAUGGCAUAGAAACUCCUCAUGUCUUGGAUACCUUGAUAGAGAUCAUACCUGACAUGUUAACAGCAAGCAGAUUUCUUCUUACCACUCACAAUGCAAAUGUAGCCCAACAAGCAGGUAUGAGAUCCUUUGUUCACCCUUUACAGUUACUAGACGAUGAAAACAGUUGGACUCUGUUCACAACAGAUUUGAAGGUGAACAUUCCCCUAGAAUCAAAACUGUCCGAGACUGGGAAAAAAAUUGUGGCUAAAUGUGGUGGCCUGCCAUUGGAAAUAAGAAAAACGAGGAGUUUGCUUUCUGGCAAAGAUGUGACACAAGAGGACUGGUCAAGCGUGCUAAAGCAUCCCAAUCUUCCAUUGGAAAUAUUAAAAAUAAGCAAAUUGUUUUCGAGGAAAGAUGUAACAGAAGAAAAGAAGUGGUCCAGCGUGCUCAAACAUCCCGGCCUUCCAUCAGAAAUAUUAAAAAUAAUCAAAUUGCUUCGAAGGAAAGAUUUGACAGAAGAGGAGUGGCCAAGCGUGCGUCAAAACCCUUGGUCUGACACACUUAACACGAUCAACAUCAACUUACCUUCACAUCUGAGGCGAUGCUUAUUUUAUUUUGAGCUAUUCCCUGCUAAUUUUGGGAUUGCUGCAAGAAGAUUAGUUGCUUUGUGGGUUGCAGAGGGUCUAGUGCAUCAUGGGGAAGACCAAGAGCCACCAGAGCAAGUUGCAGAAAGGUAUUUAAAAGAGUUGAUAGAUCUGAACUUGGUUCAAAUUGCCAAGAGCAAGCCCAAUGGCACUGUCAAAACAUGUCGUCUCCCUCAUGCUUUGCACGAUUUGUUGUUGAGAAAGCCUGAAGAUGCUAGAUUUCCUCAAGUAUAUACCAGCAAAGAGUUGAUUGCAAACCAAAAAUAUCCCGAAAUACGCGAGGUGGCUGAUCGUCUUGAUGAAAAUCAUAACUGGCACCAACAUAUUCAUGGUAACAUUACCAAUGAUUCACCUCAAGUGGGAACCUACUACAAGGGUGUUCACUCCUUCCUGUCCUUUGAUUUUCGAGAAGGAAGUAGACCAGGCCAAGAAUUAUGUAACUUUCUGAACCUGUGUAUUUCAAGCAACUGUCUUCUACUAUUGCGGGUGCUUGAUCUUGAAGGCGUUUACAAGCCCAAGUUGCCCGAAAGCAUUGAAAGACUUACUCGGUUGAGGUAUCUUGGCUUAAGAUGGACUUAUUUAGAGUCACUUCCAUCAUCUAUAAGCAGCUUGCUGCAACUCCAGACUCUUGAUCUGAAACAUACUUACAUACACACUCUAACCAGCUCCAUCUGGAACAUGAAACUGAGACAUCUCUUCUUGAGUGAGACUUACCGGACCAGAUUUCCAUCCAAACCAAAAGGUACAGGUAAUUCUCUAUCUGACGUCCAAACAAUGUGGGGUCUUUUCGUAGAUGAAGAGACUCCGGUGAAGGGUGGUCUGGACCAAUUGGUCAAUAUCACAAAACUGGGAAUAGCAUGCCAAUCAAUGUCACUACAGCAAGAGGUAAUGGAAUCACAACUUGAUGCAGUAGCUGACUGGAUUGUGAAACUAGAAUACCUUCAAUCACUGAGGCUUAAAUCAAGAAAUGAAGAAGGUCAACCUUGGAAAAUAAACUUGAAGUCUUUGAAAAAACACAAUAAUCUCACUGACAUGUAUUUGCUGGGAAGCUUGACAAACGCAUCUGUUCUGUUCCCCGAAAGCCUUGUUGAGCUUACCCUGUCACAUUCCAAACUAGAGAACGACCCAAUGAAAAUUUUGAAAGAUCUUCCAAACCUUCGAUCAUUGUCUUUGCUUGCAGAAUCCUACGAGGGGGAAAAAAUGAUCUGCAAAUCUAAAAGUUUUCCUCAGCUUUAUGUCUUGAAAGUUUGGAAUUUGAAGCAAUUAAAGAAUUGGUUGAUAAAGCAACAAGCACUCCCCUCUCUCAGACAACUGGAAAUCCGAUCAUGUCCUGGCUUGACAAAUCUUCCUUUUGGACUGUGGCAUGUUAAAAGUCUCCUUGAGUUGACACUGACAAACAUGUCAAAGGAAAUCAAUAUUGGCAUAUAUCGCCUUCCGGACAAUUGUAAAGUCCGCAGAGAUAAUUCUCAGUAGAACAUCAUUAAUUGCAUGUGAGCAACAGUUUGUCAACAGCUUGUGGCUAAAGGAAGCCUUACAGACGUCACUGAAGCUAACAUUGAAGGUAAGAUUGGUUCUUCAUCCAAAUAUACGAAAUUGAAAAUUUGUUUCUUGAAAUAAUUUGUAUUGGGACAUGUAAUUAUAUUAGUGACAGCUGAAAUUUAUACUAUAAAGGUAUGUUUGGUUCUUUGUUGAAGGCUACGAAAGAAAAAUUGUUUCUUGAAAGAAGUUGUAUUGCAACUUGUAUUUUCCUUGAUUGUGUUGUGUAAUGCAAAUCCUGAUUGAGGGUGUUAUUGUGAGUACGGGUGACAAAAAUGACUGAAUUUGUUAUA